This is a messenger RNA of Ostreococcus lucimarinus CCE9901, 4089 nucleotides long. RefSeq lists its product with no specific name. Lineage: Eukaryota; Viridiplantae; Chlorophyta; Mamiellophyceae; Mamiellales; Bathycoccaceae. The transcript has a single exon. The coding region runs from base 1 to 4089 and encodes 1362 amino acids. The record is from RefSeq and is a predicted model, not a curated record.
AUGGCGGAGGUCGCGCGAGACGAUCGGUCGCCGACGGUGGGAGGGAGUAACACGCUGUCCAUGGACGUCGAGGUCGUGGAUGGAAUGGUGCCGAAGCACGAGUUUGAUCGAGCGAUCGAAGCGGCGCAGCAGGCGCUGCGAGCGAAGACGGCGUCGAGUCAGCAGAUGCUGGCGCAGGCGUCGAGCGCCAUGCGCAACGCGCUCACGGCGCUGUCGCUGAGCGAACAAGAGGUGGCCAACUUGAAGGCGACGGUGAAGGAGCUGCAAGAGCGACCGGCGGAAGGGACGAAUGAAAUCAUCGAACGCGAGCGAGAGGAGCUGAGACAGGCGCAACAGCGCGUGGCUGAUUUGUCGUCGGCGUUUCGGCAGUUGCAGGGCGAGGUGGCGCGCGUGCGAUACGAGCAGGAGGGCUUCGACAUGCCGGUGGCGAUGUCGUUGCCGGUGAAGAUUGCACCGGAAUUGGCGAGUCGAGUGACGGUGAUCGCGCAGCUGGUGAUGCUGGGGUACUCGUAUGAGGAUGGGGAGAUGGCUUUGGACGCGAUCAGGGUGAAUGACUUGCACUUGGCGCUCGAGUGGCUUGAGGGAAGACACGCGACGAAGUCGCAAUUUUCAAUCAACCAGCGACGCGCGGCGGAGUUGGAUGACGAAACAAAAGCGCGUCGCAUCACAAACACGACAGAAGAGGCGACGCAAGAUCGUACGCGGAGCCACAAGCCUCGACCGGCGGCGCCUGCGCGGGCUUUGCGCGCACCGCCGACUCAGGGGCCAGAUAGAGUCGAGGAGGUACGUGUCGUCGCCCGCAGCGGAACUAAAGCUACGGUGAUGCGUCAGCGGUCAAUGAUGAGCACAUACGACGCUCGAAAGCGCGCGGUGUCGUCGAUGAUUUGUAUGGCGAUCAAGCCUCCUGGUGUCGCCCAAGGAAUGACAAAGGAGGACUCGGAAGCGAUCGCCCAACGUUGCAUCGAGGGACUAGCGCGUCUCGCGCACAAGAGCAGUGCUUUUAUGAUUCUCACUCUUGGAGGCAAUCGAUGCGCUUUCGACUGCUUGAAGCUCUACGAAACGAAUCCCGACGUCGUCGUCGCGGCUUUCAAGUUGAUGCGAGCACUGGAGAGCAAUAUGUCCACGAUGAUGCACAUCAAAAAGCAACAGCGCUUCAGAUUGCUUCCCAACGCCAUUUCGCACGCGACUGGUCUUCAUGCCGGCGAAAUUGACAUCGUUGGCGAAGGGGCUCAUGCCUUGUGGGCAUCGAAUACGUUGGGAGGAAAGCUUGCUCAAGAACGUUGCAAGAGCUCCGGAUUUUUGCGUUACGUUAAGACAUCACUCAACGAUCUGAAGAUCAAAGAAAAGGAUCCGAACGCCAAGUACCGUCACAAAAUUGUGGGUAUGCUCUUAUCACUUGCGAACGGCAACAAGACCAUGCAAAACUUCUUGGUAAAUGAGGGUUAUCGCGCGAUGAUUCGCAAGACACUUACCGAAAAUCCUUCACUUUCGUUUGCCGGCGAGUUUUCGUCCCUCAAAGAUUGGAUCAAAGAAGAAUACGAGUCGCCAUCUUUCGCUCCCGACGAUGAAACACCGAAAGCACGAACUCCAGGAGGACGUGAUGCUAAUGAGUCGAACGAUAAACAGUCGAAGAAACCGAAGGAUGAUCGCGAGAAGAAAGUUAUUGAACAGCAGCAGAGAGCGUCAGCUCUGCGCUCACACAUGACGGCGCGUGGAAUCACGAAGGAAGGCAUUUAUUUCGCGAAGAAAAGAGUGAUUAUGAUGCUAUGCAAGAUUGCUCUUAAUCCUCCAGGCUCGGUUGCUGGCGUGUCGAAGGCGGAAAGCGAAGAAAUCGCUUACCGCUCCCUGCUCGCAUUGGCGCGGAUCACGGAGAAGGGAUGUGCAUACCUUGUUCUCACGUGCGGUGGUCCUCGCACGGCGGUGGAGUGCUUGCGUUACUAUUUGUACAAUCCCGACAUGAUGUAUGCGUGUAUGCGUGUCUUGCGCGCCUUGCUUACGGAUCCAAGCACGAUGAUGCGACUGAUGAAACAAGUGCGUUUCAAGAUCUUGCCGUCUGCAAUCAUGGACGCAGUGGUGCGUCACUCAGAUGAUCUGGAGAUGAAAGCUGAAGCAGCGCACGCUCUCUGGGCGUACACCGGUGUUGGUGGUAAAUUUGCGCAACAGAAUGUCAUGGAUUGCGGCCCGCAAGUCAUGGAUUUCCUCAAAGAAGGGUUGAGCCAGGCGCGCGCUGACGUUGGAUCUAACCAGUAUGUGUCGACCAUUCGCAAGUUUCUCGGAUGCAUUCUUUCCCUUGCAAAAGACAACAAAGAGAUUCAAGACCAACUGGUUGAACGUGGGUUGCGCAGCGAUGUGCGAAAAGCACUCAGCGAAAAUCAAGGCAUUUCCUUUCACGGUGAGUUUGGUUCGUUGCGUGAUUGGAUCAGAGGCGAUAGAGGCGGUGCGAAAUCUACCUCUCGAAGUAACCCCGUAUCCCGGACGGAGCGAAACGCCGCGGAAAGUGCGCUCGAAUCCGGGACGCAAGAGGAUUCUCAACUUUCAAACGAUCAUAUUAAGGCGCAAAAGUUAUUUGCACAAGCCUCAGAGGACGAAAGCGCGUUGACGCCGGCGCCAAAAGUGAGGACGAGUGCGCAAAAUCAAGAGGAAGACGAACGUCAACGAUCCAGACCAGAUCGCGCUGAGACGGCGCCAAAAGUGAGGACGAGUGCGCAAAAUCAAGAGGAAGACGAACGUCAACGAUCUAGACCAGAUCGCGCUGAGACGGCGCCAAAAGUGAGGACGAGUGCGCAAAAUCAAGAGGAAGACGAACGUCAACGAUCUAGACCAGAUCGCGCUGAGACGGCGCCAAAAGUGAGGACGAGUGCGCAAAAUCAAGAGGAAGACGAACGUCAACGAUCUAGACCAGAUCGCGCUGAGACGGCGCCAAAAGUGAGGACGAGUGCGCAAAAUCAAGAGGAAGACGAACGUCAACGAUCUAGACCAGAUCGCGCUGAGACGGCGCCAAAAGUGAGGACGAGUGCGCAAAAUCAAGGGCAAGACGAACGUCAACGCUCUAGACCAGAUCGCGCCGAGACGGCGCCAAAAGCGAGGACGAGUGCGCAAAAUCAAGGGCAAGACGAGCGUCAACGCUCUAGCCUCAAUGACGCAAAUUCAUCGCUUCAAGCUAUUCAUUCUCAGUCUGGUUUGGAUGCUUUUGACACCCGAGGUGCGGAGUCAAAGUCGGCUAAGCAAGAUGAGGUUGAUGAUGGGAAGCAAAUGAGCGCGCUGCAGCGUAACUUCUCUGGAGAGAACCUGCAUCAAAGUGGGGAAGGAAAGUCUUCGCAUCUUCGUAGUAAGCAACCCAGUUUUGGAGAAGUGAAGGAACGCAGUAAACAUGAGUGGACCAUAAACGAAGCUAUUUCGGUUUUGAAAGCACGUGACAGCAGAAUGCACGUUGAAGCCUCUGAAGCUCUCGCAAACAUGUUCUACGAGGAACCAACCGUUGGCAUCGCAAUCGUGCUGAAUGGAGGCCUUGCUGCUUUGGCGCACGCUAUCACUAUUGGUGAUGCGACUUUCUGUACUGGUGCCUGCGCGCUAAUUCACAUGCUUACGUCGAGUAACUUGACGCUCAAACGCUGCCAGUCGGACGCAUCUGUUAUCAGUGGCGACAUGUUCAAGGCCAUCUUAGACGCCAUGUCGAAGUCUUCCAGCAACAUUGAGUUGCAACAGUGGGGCGCCACAGCUAUUUGGGCGCUCGUCAAGGAGAAUCAUCGCGCUAAGGUGGCAUUCAUGUUAGUUAAGACCAACCAAGGCGAAUCUUCGCUAAGAGUCUUGAAGAACGCCUUGAAAGAUUUCGGCGCCGAAUCUGAGGGCAUCACGCGCGCCGUCAUCGGGUGCACACUGGCGUUGGCGCUCAAUUCGGUCCCAUCUCAAAAGGCCAUAUCCGAUCUUGCGAUGCCAUACCUUAUGUUGGAUAUAUUAGCCAAGCAUCCACAGAUUUCGUUCCGAGGUGAAUUCGAUAAUCUCCGUGAAUGGCUUAGAGAUAACUCGUCGCGCAAGGAAGAAGUUCACCGCGACGUCUCGUUCAACGAACGGCACUCAAAGAAAGAUUAG